Exophiala spinifera is the source of this 1596-nucleotide messenger RNA. RefSeq lists its product as uncharacterized. Gene Ontology annotation, molecular function: transmembrane transporter activity. Gene Ontology annotation, biological process: transmembrane transport. Gene Ontology annotation, cellular component: plasma membrane. The transcript has 3 exons. The coding region runs from base 1 to 1596 and encodes 531 amino acids. The record is from RefSeq and is a predicted model, not a curated record. NCBI's taxonomy places the organism in Eukaryota, Fungi, Ascomycota, Eurotiomycetes, Chaetothyriales, Herpotrichiellaceae.
AUGUCCACUCCACUUGAAACUGCGACAACCAUCGCCGAGACCGAUCCACGAAAGAUGGCCAGCUACGACGUUGAAUCCACCACAGCACAAGAGUCCAAGCUCGAGCUGGAGGGACAACAAGGACGUGCAAGCCUCGAGAUUCCAGAACAAGGUACCAUCAUCGAGAACUAUGUCGCUCCUCAGUCGUUGAAGAGCAUCCUCAAGAGGCUGGCCACGGCCGGAGUUGAGCUGCGUGGGCUCGAGCCAGUCCCGCUCCAGGAAAGGACGCACACAAAGUACUACAACGUCUUUACGCUGUUUGGUGGUAGUUUCAUCUCGCUGCUGCCGAUUUCCAUUGGCUCUACGCCGACAUUGGUCUUCGGCCUGUCGUUCAGUCAUGCUGCGGCCAUGAUUGUGACGAUGCAAUUUGUUUUCAUCCUCCCGACGCUGUAUAUCCUGACUCUCGGCCCGCUACUCGGCAUGAGGCAGUCGGUCCAGUUUCGAUAUGUCUUUGGGAAAUAUCCAAACAUGCUGUUCUGUGUAAUUGUGGUUGUCGAGAUCGGUAUCUUCGGUAUCCUAGCUGCGGUCGGGGGCGCCGAAUGCUUGUCCGCAAUCAGACAGGGCACUCUUCCGAUCGAAGGGUCCAUCAGCAUCAUAAUGGUUACCGCAAUCCUGAUCAGCUUCUUUGGAUACAGAUGCCUUCACUUAGUCUGUCAAUACAUCUGGAUCCCAAACACCAUUUGUAUCUUGGCCUUGGUUGGUUGCGCUGCGAAAGGCCUGCAAAAUCAGGCCGUUUCGGUAUCAAACGGUAUCGCAGGGCCAUACUUGUCAACCCUGGCACUCUGUGCAGGCAAUAUGGCCACUUGGGGUACGAUCGUCGGCGACUACUCAUGCUAUAUGCCUCCCACGGCUCCGAGGGUGCGACUGGCUCUGUACUGUUUUCUAGGUCUUUACGUACCAUUCACCCUGAUGAUGCUGUUAGGCGCUGCCAUUGGUGGUGCCAUACCUGCGAACGAGACAUGGCUUGCGGCAUAUGGAACGGGCAGUUUCGGCGGUGUUUGUGGCGAAAUCCUAAUCUCGCGAGUUGGAAAUUUUGGCCGCUUCCUCCUGGUCCUUCUGGGUUUCUCCAUCGUCACCACUUCGGCACGAGACAUGUACAGCAUUUCGAUCUUCGUGGUUGGGAUCGUUCCUUGGUUGCACAGAGUUCCACGUAUUUUUCUACUGUUCCUGGUCGCUGGAGCGAUGAUCGGGAUCGGAAUUGCAGCUUCUCGCUCCUUCCUGCCCAGUCUCAGCGCUUUGGUCAGCAUUGCAGGCUACAUCACCGGUCCAACAAUCAGUAUAUUUUUGGUCGAGUGGUUCGUGUUUCGCAAAGGCAAUCCCGCGACCAUGGACCCUGCAAUCUGGAACAACCGCAAAGCACUACCGUGGGGAUAUUCGGCACUGGUUGCGUGUACCGUGCCAUGGGUGCUCAUCGUUCUCUCCAUGUCAACGACAUGGUAUGUGGGACCCAUAGCCAAGAACUCUGGAGAUCUGGCAUAUGAACUCGGCGCGGCGUCGUCCAUUCUUCUGUAUCUUCCCUUGCGGGCGGCCGAGGUCAAAUACAGAGGCAGGCUGUGA